This is a messenger RNA of Marchantia polymorpha subsp. ruderalis, 410 nucleotides long. NCBI's taxonomy places the organism in Eukaryota, Viridiplantae, Streptophyta, Marchantiopsida, Marchantiales, Marchantiaceae. The record is from the annotation of a GenBank genome assembly.
CAGCUCGAACUUCAUCUUUGUCUCCAAUUUCGGAAUUGACUUGCGCGUUUACAAUUCGACUUCUUUUCAGUCAGAUCUACUAGCGUUCCCAACAUGUCUGGUUGUGGUAAUUCAUCAUGCUCGUGUGGGGCGUCUUGCAGCUGCAAUGGGUGCAGCUGCAAGAGAUCCCUCGAUACCUUCCCAACGGCUAUUAACAUGGAGGGAUUUGAGAAUGAAGGAUGCAAGUGCGGAGACAGUUGCAAUUGCAAUCCUUGCAACUGCAAAUGAACACAAUUCGUAAAGAAUAUGUGAUCCGUUACUUCUGCGCAGGAUGCGUUGACGGGGAAUAAGCAGACGGCGUCUGUCUAAAGCUUCUCAUUGAGAUAGCUAAGGAUUCACUGUGGGAGACGUAUUUUUCCACUCGUCUUAUA